AUGGCUCAUAAAAGAUUCCACACUGGGGAAAAGCCAUAUGAAUGUAAACAGUGUUGCAAGUGUUUCAGCCAAGCAGGACACCUAAAGAGCCAUGAAAAAGUUCACACUGGUGAAAAGCCUUAUGGAUGUAAACAGUGUGGUAAGUGUUUUAGUGAAGCAGGAAACCUAACGACUCAUAAAAGAGUUCACACUGGGGAAGAGCCUUAUGAAUGUAAACAGUGUGGCAAGUGUUUUAGUGAAGCAGGAAACCUAAGGAGACAUGAAAGAGUUCACACUGGGGAAAAGCCUUAUGAAUGUAAACAGUGUGGCAAGUGUUUUAGUGUAGCAGGAAGCCUAAGGAUACAUGAAAGAGUUCACACUGGGGAAAAGCGUUUUGAAUGUAAACAGUGUGGCAAGUGUUUUAGUGUUGCAGGAAACCUAAGGACUCAUGAAAGAGUUCACACUGGGGAAAAACCUUACGAAUGUAAACAGUGUGGCAAGUGCUUUAGUGUUGCAGUAAGCUUAAGGAAUCAUGAAAGAGUUCACACUGGGGAAAAGCCUUAUGAAUGUAAACAGUGUGAUAAGUGUUUUAGUGAAGCAGGAAACCUAAGGAGACAUGAAAGAAUUCACACUGGCGAAAAGCCUUAUCAAUGUAAACAGUGUGGCAAGUGUUUUAGUGUAGCAGGAAGCCUGAGGAGACAUGAAAUAGUUCACACUGGGGAAAAGCGUUUUGAAUGUAAACAGUGUGGCAAGUGUUUUAGCGAAGCAGGGAGCCGAAGGAUACAUGAAAGAGUUCACACUGGGGAAAAGCCAUAUGCAUGUAAACAGUGUGGAAAGUGUUUUGGCCGAGCAGGACACCUAAGGACUCAUGAAAGAGUUCACACUGGGGAAAAACCUUACGAAUGUAAACAGUGUGGCAAGUGUUUUAGUGUUGCAGUAAGCUUAAGGACUCAUGAAAGAGUUCACACUGGGGAAAAGCCUUAUGAAUGUAAACGGUGUGGGAAGUGUUUUAGUGAUACAGGAAGCCUAAGGAGACAUGAAAGGGUUCACACCGGGGAAAAACCUUACGAAUGUAAACAGUGUGGCAAGUGUUUUAGCGAAGCAGGAAGCCUAAGGACUCAUGAAAGAGUUCACACUGGGGAAAAGCCUUAUGAAUGUAAACAGUGUGGCAAGUGUUUUAACCAAGCAGGAAACCUGAGGAGUCAUGAAAGAUUCCACACUCAGGCAAGGUCACUUAAAUUUUCCCAGAAAAACAAACGUCUUUCCAAACGAUUGGAAUCCUGUAAACAAAAAAGAGUAGGAAGUGAAAACGUUGAUGUCAGGGCCACAGGCUUUACAGAGAACCAGCAGACACAGAGAGAAACCGGAAACACUGGUGUAACAGGUGCACGAUCGGUCAUUAUUGAGAAACACAGCUGUUGGAUUUGUCAAGAGGAGAUGAGUAGUGAGGCUCUUCUUCUGCAACAUUAUGAAAAUCAUAUGACCCAUGUUUGUGACGAUUAUUCUUGAAGUUAAAAAAACGUUUUUUGGUGCUUUGACAAUCUUUUUAAGUUCUCAACUCUAAAAGGUUUUGUUUAAAGCAUGUUGCUUUCGUACUUGCGGUUUAUUUGAUGUAUAUGAUUAUCAAGUUGUAAUAAACGAUGAAAGAACAACUUCUGUAUUGAUUCUUUCAUAAAGGAAAAACUCGAUUUAAAUCAAAGUCUUAGUGCCUCUUAGUUUAAUCUGCUACACAUCCGUUUUUAGUGUCGUCACGCAACGCUCCUCCCCACAAACGGCUUGUGGCUUGAAAAAUAUCCGCGCACUCUGAUUUAAGCCCUGACCUAGACCUCUAAACACCCACAGAACACGUCAUACCACGUUUCUUCUGGGGGGCAAGAGUCCAGUGUUUAGAGCUCAGUGGGGGCGGGGGGAGGGUACUCCGGAGUUUAAAGGUCAAAUAAACGGAAAUUUCGACAUUUUUUAUUUUAGUUCAAUUCUAGUGAAAUGUAUUUAGUAUGAACCAAACAAACAUACUAUGAAGUUUCAGCUCAGUAGAAGCAAGCAUCUCCGAGAUAUUCGCAAUAAAAAAUUGCUGUUUUUUGGCCCUUAUCUUCGUAGAGCGGUCGAAAAAAUUGUCGGCAAAAACAGUUUGUGACGUCAAUGUUGGUCAGGUGAAAAAAAGCGGGAAAUUCAAAACAGUGUUUUUCGAGUCGACUUGGCGCAGAAAUUAUGGCGGUUUGUGCGGCCAUAAUCCUAGAAAGAACAAGUAAUUUGUCUUCACAAGUUGCAAGCUGUGGUUAUAAUCUUAUUACUUAAUUUUCUGAAUUUUCUCCAAGAAUACAUCAUAGUAAAACGGACUUUAACGACAUUAAUUUCCUUGCGUUGUACUGGAAAUGUGCGUGCGUAGGUCCGAUUUUUUUCAAGAUGCAUUCUAUUCACAAAAUGUGUUCAUAUAAGGAAGUUCCUGGAUACAUAAGGUCCGGAGCUCCACUGUGGACACAAAUACAAAAUAUCUUUGUAUAAUGAUUUGCCCAAAGAAAUUAGCGCUUGCCCACAAUGUGUUUGAAGUCAUUGAACUUUGUCACACUCGAACUGAUAUUUUAAAAUCCACGCUCGAUGGGACACUUGUAGCUUCGCAGAUCACUAAAAUAUAAACAAAAUCCUCAAUGUAGAGUUUUGGCGUUGAUAUGUGGGCAGAAAAAGAGUUUUCUUAUCUAGUAAAAUCUUACCCAAAAUCGGUUUCAAAGCAACUAUAGUUUUUUAAACUUGAUUGUUUCGCGCAGAUAAAUUUUGCUUUGUGUUGUCAAGUUGAACAUGCAUAACACCUGUCAAAAAUCUCCGCGGAAUGUAAGAUUUCCUUCAAGCAAAGUUAAAGUUACAUUAUUGCAAAAACUUCUUUCCAGUUAUGUAUAUGAUUUAAUUACCGAUAGAGGUCACUUUAAGGACCCUGGUCGCCACUUUAAGCUCGCAAAGAGAGGCGACAACCAAAGAACAAUUCCAUCAUGCAUAAAAUUCAGCUUAAGUGAACUAAAAAAAGCUUCAAUAAGGUUGCAAAACAACACAUGCUCAUCAAUUAAAACAUAGGCUUAAGGCUCAACCAAACGAAACGAGGUUGACCAUAUUCCAUGAGUAUGGGGCUCUGUCCCUUGCGCGCUUUGCGCGGGAGCCGCGCUAAGAAGAUUAUAGCAAAACAAGUUUUACCAUUUAUCUCUGAUUCUCCGCAUUUUGUAAAAUAAAAUUAAAAGAAUAUUUAACCAAGAGUUUCUGUUAAGUCUAACACAAAUACACUAAGGGACUUAUAAGUCAAAUCACACUUUUUCACGGAAGAAAAUUAAAAUGUACAGAUUGGACAUAGAAUAUUGAGUAAGUGAAUGUGAUCAUAUCCGUUGAAAAAAUGGAUAAUUCACGAAAAUCAGUUGGCUGACAAAAAUACAAAAAUCCAUCGAGAUAAAACUAAAGGUAUAGAAAUACCAGCUAAAAAUUUUGAAAAAUAAAUCCAUCAUCUGAACGUCAAGAGUUUAUCAAGUCAAGCUCCGUAAAGAAAUGUUCAGAUUUAGUUUCUCUUGCAUACGCCGGAUACUACUCCGUGCGCCUCGUUUUCGUUUAAUUCAUGCCUAUCUGCAUUCAGUAUCAAACUGAAGUUAGUGGAGUCGAACUAAUCUGUCUAUGGCCUGCGUGGCAGGUGCUUGAAAGGGAAGAGAAAGGGUUUUUUUCGGCGCCCCCUCGCGUUUCUUUCGCGCUCAAAAUCCCCUUUCCCUUCCCUUUCAAACGCCUGUCACGCAGGCUAAUCUGUCUAUUUUGGCGUAUUUCGAUGAGGGAGUAGCCGUCUGUCUGUGUAUGGGCGGCGGCCGACAAACCAUCUUUAUUCUUUAGUGUCAUGAAAACGACCAAUUCGGCAUUUUUGUCUUGCACUGUACUUGCUCCCGAUAUUGGUCCCGGCGUAACCACUUGAACUGCCGUUCGGUAAUCCAACUUAAUCGAACUCAAUCGAAGGAUAGGGUUCGAUUAAGUUUGGUAAUCGAACACAGUCGAACCCAAAAAAUUCGUCAGAGUUCGAUUUCCGCACUCAAUUGAAGCAAUCGAACUUCAUUGAACGUUCUAAUCUACACUCAGAAUAGGCAAGAACAAAGCAACGAAACAACCAGAUUAUCUACGAUCAUGAAGAAUAAAUGUUCCGGGUUUAUUGGAUUCGCUUGAUCGCUUUGUUUUACUGUAGCGCUGCUUAGUUUCCCUGGUCCACGUGGCAGAUACAAAAGUGGAGGAGGUCUGAACCUAAAAGGGACGCUAUAAAGUAAAAAAGUCUUUAACGGAGCAUAAUAUUCACUGUGUGAUUGAGGAUAAAAUUGCAAUAUGGCAGCAAUAGUCUUGUUCUUCCCGGGUGUUCUUCUUCUUGCCAAAAAUACACUAUACUGUACACUGAUCCGCCACAACCACUCCCGGAAUAUACUCAGUCGUAGGACACCCUACAAAAAACAAAACAUUCGGGAAAACACGCGCAAUUUUCUUUAUAACGUCCUAUUUUUUAAUCGAAUGAAUGCCAACUUCGACCAUCGAACCUAAUCGAACUCAAUCAAAGUUCGAUUUAAUUACUAAUUUUUUUUCUGUAGUGUUCGAUCACCGAACUUAAUAAAACAUUAUCGGUCGAUUAAGUUCGAUUAAAAAACGUUCGCGGAUUUAGUACGAGUGGUUACGCCAGGAUUGCUAGAGGAAAAGUUUGAAAGGAGAUUUCAUCAUCCUCUGACUUGUAGCAACCAGCUUGACAUAACUUUUAGUACAACUGACAAUCAGUCCAUUGCCACUAAGAACCGUAUUUAUAAAAUAAUGGAAUUCUCUUUGAAGGAAAAGAAACGCAGGAAAACACCAGAAGUCAAAGUUCAAUCACAGAGUCAGAUAUGGAUGCGUUUUGUUGUAUUUUAUUAGUAACAAGGGACCCUUUUUUAUUGAUCUGAUCAAAGUCCGCGGUUUUUCACUUCAUCCCCGCUCUCGACACCUGCCCCGGGCUUGGCCUUGCUUGCUUGAAAAACUCGAAAAAAUACCUCAUGGGGCUGUAGCCUACAGGAAUAUGGCAAACGAGAACAGCCCUCACUACCCCAAACGCGUUUCUUGUUGUCUAUCCCUAACUUUCCAUCGGAAAAACGAUUUGCACAUAGAAGGAAGAGAGGCUACAUAAAAGUAAAUGCACUAAAAGUACAGCAAUUGAAUUGCUUGAAACUACCGAACAAACAAACAAGUAAAAAAAACCUUAGCUCACAUUCUUCUCCUAACCCUCCCAGCCAUGUCAUCCAGCUCACAAUCUCCGACGAUCUCCGACGAUCAUCCUCGACGGACCCCCGGCGGACCACCGGCGGGUUUUCGUACUCUCCCCAGGUUUCUCUCACUAUUCAAAAUUCAAAUGGCGGCGGAUGUGUGAAUCUGUCAGGCCAUUUCUUGGUUGCAUUUUCCCUCGUGUGAUUUAAUCAAGGCGGAAAUAUCUUGUUACCUAAGGUAAGACAAGCUUUCAGUACAUUAAGGAUACGUUAGUCACACAGGUUACACAGGACAGUGCCGUCCUCUUGCGAAAUCUUUCAAUUGCAAUGGUUUUUGAAGGUAAUUUACAUCAUGAUCGCAUGGAUCACUUGAUUUAAACUGCGUUCAGCAUUUAGUCAAGCCUAUCUUCCCGACAUGCAGCGUAACUGGGCCGAUAAACAAAUUUAUUUCUGAUCAUUUUACACGCCCUGUAAGCUUCGGAAGUUGAUCUAAAAUGUGCGAACAUAGACGUGUCCUUUACUGCACUUUGACUGAAAAUAAAAUAAUGUUCUGUGGCGUAACUGUUCGUUAUUCCACAGGUGGCCCAAGCGUAAUAUGAGAGUUUGUAUGGGAAGAAUAGAGUUUGAAACUUAGAUGAAAUAAAUGAAGUAAAAGCGAUAAAAGUUCUCAAUAAAGUGUAAAUAUUGUUACCUAGAGUCGUUGUCUUUGCUUUUACGAAGUUUCAGCGCGAUUUGAGUACUUUUACAGCAUCUGACCUGACAGUGUAAUAAUAAGAGACAAGGUAGGACAGAAUCGCUCGAUCGAUCUUCAAAGCUGCUCAGAAUCAGCUCCAAAUUUCACGCGAAAAAACAAACACACUUACAUUUUACGCCGCCAAAUCCACAAAGUGGUACGUUAAGAUCACUUUCCUGCAAUGCGUUCCGGUAAACUUUGCGUUUGGAUCGCAUAACUCGAUCGAAAAGAUCAACUACAGUUCAAAAAUCGGCGCCAUUUAUCCGUGACUAGUAAAAGUGUAACAUUUCAACCGUUUUGUCGCUCGGCGGUGACUGGGCGCUAACGUCAAAUAAUAACUCACCGGGAGAGGGUGACAUUACUUCGUUAAGACAAAUCUCUACGCACCCACCUCCGAGCCAACCUCAGAGCAAGGUUGGCUUCUCUGUUUUGUUUUGUUGCUUCGUUCAUUGGCCGAGUAAAAACAAAGAAGCCGACCUUGCUCGGAGGUGGGUGAGUGGAGAUUUGUCUUAACGAAGUAAUGUCACCCUCUCCCGGUGAGUUAUCAUUUGACGUUAGCGCCCAGUCACCGCCGAGCGACAAAACGGUUGAAAUGUUACACUUUUACUAGUCACGGAUAAAUGGCGCCGAUUUUUGAACUGUAGUUGAUCUUUUCGAUCAAGUUAUGCGAUCCAAACGCAAGGUUUACCGGAACGCAUUGCAGGAAAGUGAUCUUAACGUACCACUUUGUGGAUUUGGCGGCGUAAAAUGUAAGUGUGUUUGUUUUUUCGCGUGAAAUUUGGAGCUGAUUCUGAGCAGCUUUGAAGAUCGAUCGAGCGAUUCUGUCCUACCUUGUCUCUUAUUAUUACACUGUCAGGUCAGAUGCUGUAAAAGUACUCAAAUCGCACAGAAACUUCGUAAAAGCAAAGACAACGACUCCAGGUAACAAUAUUUACACUUAAUUGAGAACUUCUAUCGCUUUUACUUCAUUUAUUUCAUCUAAGUUUCAAACUCUAUUUUUCCCAUACAAACUCUCAUAUUACGCUUCGCCAAUAAGGAACAAACUGUGUCUUAACGAAGGUUUAUUGAAGACCGAACGAGAACCGCAUGGUAUUACAAAGAUGAGCCACGGGCGCAUGCGCGCGCUAGAUACCGCUGAAAGUAACGCAAUAACAACGUAGUGGCGUGAUUGCCUCCUCCUUCUCUCCUACCCUAACUAAGAAAUAAAACAUGAACAAUAGGCUGAACUGAUACGAGCACUAGACUAAAACCGCAUAGGAUAACAACGGCUAAAAGUAAUGAAAGAGCUAGAAUAAAUAUGAAACUGAAUGUAACAGUGGGGUGUAUUCCCCCUUAUGAUAAGGUACGAGUGAGCUAAUAAAAUACGCAGUUCAUGGUAAAGACCGUAGUUACGGCUAGAGAGUACACGGCAGAGUUAUUAGUCAAAGUCCCAGUCCUUAUUGUGCCAAAAUGGGGCUUUCCGCGAGCGGUCAGAUUUCCUAGUGGGGAUAACAGCAGCAGGCGUCGGCUGUGCAUCAUCAGUAAAAGAGGGGUCCAGGGGAGCUUGUGGAGGACUCCGAGAAGGCAUAAUGACUUCAGGAAUUGGGGGGUGUUCCUGGGCGGGUAGCUGAGAAUGAGCUGGAGACACUGAGUGGUGUACCGGAACAGUAUAGGUAUCCACUGGUGGAGAAGCAAGCACUGUAGGGGGUCUGAGUGAAGGGACGACGGGAACAGGAUCAUCGUCAGAGUCAGAAGCAGUGGAUUCGGUCUGGCCACGGAUGGGUCCUUGUGGAGUCUGAGCUAGGACAGUUGGGGUGACAGGGUAGCAGUCACACAUAGGAAUGGUGUAGACCUUACUGCGGAACUGUGAGCUGGUAAACUUGCGGAGCUGACAGAAAAGGUCUUUAUCGAUGCCGAUCACAAGAUACUUGUCGCGGGCUUUCAGUUUGUCUUUGUCACCUUUGAUGAAAACAAGGUCACCAACAAGGACAGUGGGGAUGGAGGCUUUGGUAAAGCCAUGGGCCUUGGACUUAGCACUCGGCAUGUGAUUCUGCUGGCGGGAAAAGUUUUGACUGAGGAUAAUCUGGCGGUCGACAAUUGGAAGCUGCGCACCAGUGAGCUGGUCGCGUUGCGUCCACAACUCAAGAGCUGAGAGGCCAUCACGGCGGAUGCGGGAGUUCAUAUUGGCCGUUGCUAAGGACAGCGUAGUUUGAGAGACGGGGCCUCCCUCAGGAGACAAGUUGAGGAUCUCCAAGCCUAGCUCUUCGAUUGCGCGCUCAGCCACAGGAUUCUUGUUAGGGUUUUUGGGCCUACCAACCUCCAGGGUGAUCCCAUAAGAGAGGAGUACUCUGUCUUUGGCAAGGGCGGAGAAGCCAGGGCAGGAUCAACGCGGACGAUCACCCUCCGUCGCGAAGGGAACGGAGCUGAGAGCAGAGCAUGAUGAUGGCAUUGCGGAGGUCUUCGAGUUUUUCACUCGCGAUGAAGGAAGACACGGUGUACGAAGACACUGUUUCCCUGAGAACCAUGAUCAGUUGACGAUGACGCUUAGCGACAUCAGCUGCAAAUGAUACGCCAAUGGUAGGAGGAGCAGCGGCAGAUGACUGCGGGUGCAGGUGUUUAGGGAUAGUCUUCAGAGAUUGACAGGUGUGACAGCAGGAAGAGACAGUCUCAAUUGCUUUGUCAAGGUCCAGAGCAAAGAAGUACCUGCUAAAAAGGCGCUUGGUUUGGUACUUGGAAGGAUGACUGAAACGGAUGUGAAGGGCUGUCAGGAGUCCAUCAAGAACAGUGCGAGGGACAACAAUGCGAUCGCGAGGGGGCUGGAAAGGCGGGUGGUCUUUGACAACGAGAAGACCAUCAGUGGCGAUGACGACGUCCUGAAGAUAGCGUUUGACAUCAAUUAUUUUGGUAGCCUUCUUUGAAGGUCGGGUACCUUGACUGAGGUGAGAAUGGGUUCGCCGGAGGUGAGGGCAUUCCAGCUGGGUAGCUUGCCAUGCGGCGCGGCUGGUGAAGGGCAUUCGAACAGAACCCUCUAGGACUUCGCUCACGGAGAUGCUGCGCACAACAGAAUCUUCCAACUCCGCAAUAAAGCGACAAAUCUGACAGCUGGAGUCCAAGCAUUCUCUUGGGUGCCUGCUGGCGAAGUCUGAGGGAGGUUUUCAACACCUGCAAUGUGGCGCACAUGGACAGAAUAGCGGCUGACUGUAGACAGGAAGGUGGUAACUCUGGAGCUGGCUGAGAACUCUCCUCUCCUAAGCUUAUCGUAGGCUUGGACACAAGGCCUACUGUCCGUCAGAACUUCGGUUGUAUGGGAUGACUGGAUAAUGUAAGGGGCGAAGUGCUUGAUGGAGGAAGCUAUGGCCAGAGCUUCGAUCUCACACGGUAGCCAGGUCACUUGAUGCUUUCGCAGUUUCGCGCUGAAAAAACCAGCCAACAGCAGUUUACCGUUCCGGUGGGUGUAGAGUGUGGCUGCGACGCCUCUAUUCUUCACAGAACCAUCUGUCACGAUCCACAAAGCGUCGCGGGGUUGGGGGAUUGUGAUGGUCUUGUGGUUUUCCAAGGCAUGUUGGGCGGACUUGAAAGACAGGAGUAACUCAUCGGACCACACUAGUCUUUCUCGAGAUUCCUUUCCAGCGGUGGCCUGAUCCAAGGGGUCCAGCAAUUCAGCGAACUUAGGGGAGUACUCGGCUGAGCACCUUGUAUGCACCAACGAAAGAUCGUAGGCCUUGAACAGUAGUAGGAGGGUCAACAGAGGAUAAUGCGGCUAACUUGUGGGGGCUAGCCUGUAGGGUGCCAUUAGACCAUACCCAACCCAACACGGUGGCCUUUCUGGGACAGAUGAGUGUUUUGGGCGCGGAGAGACGAAGAUUGUUGCGUUGAAGCAAGGAAAGAACGCGCCGCCAAUUAUGAAGGACAUCUGUAGGGUUGCUUCCACCAACGUACAGGUCAUCAGCAAUUUUGGCAACACAACCCUCUUGAAUUAGGUCACCCAGAACUCGAGACAUUAGCUCCUCGAGGCAUGUUUCCGACCCAGGCAUGCCCAUAGCAGAGCGGGUAUAAACACGGAUGCCUUUAAAGGGUGUGGCUACCCCACAGUACUUCAUGGAAGAGUGAGCCAGUGGAAUUUGAUAGAACGACUUUAACAAGUCCGAGAUAACUAUAUACUCCCACUUCCCAAUGUCACGCAGUACACCAUCGACGUUAGGCAUUAGAGAAGGCUGGGGCUUGCUAUACUGGGCAACUUCGCCGAAGGAUGUCACAAGUCUGCUACCCCCAUUGGGUUUCUUAACAAGGAAGGAGGUAUUCAAGUACUCAACGUGUACGUUCACCUGUUCAGGUCUGGCAAACACACCAGCCACUUCGAGCUCGUCAAAUUUGGCUUGCAAUUCCUCAAGGGUGCUUCUGUUGUACUGUGGGAGUCUGCCUUUACGCUGAGGCGGGAGUGUGGGACCAAUGUUGACAACAGCUUCAAUGGUACCGCUAGCGCCGUUAUAUUUCGAGAUAGUGGGGUUGAAAACAUCAUCAAACUCCAGAUUCAGUGUUCUGAACUUGUCGCGAAUGUCCUCGUCUAAGCAGCCAUCGGGGUCAAGGAUCACAUUAGUGGAGAAGGGCUGGCAGCAGGUAGGGGCAGUAGUGGCCGUAGAGGUAGGGGCAGAUGUGGUGUCUAUGCUGUCAACAGGUAUAACAUGCCUUACAUGACACAGCUGCUCGCCGGUCCGUAGAAGUAUGGGAGAGUCAGUCGUAUUGGUUAUGCGUACAGCGUGGUCCACAGAGAGGACUUGUUGAGGUGGGGGCCAUGCUCCUUCUGCCUUGAGGGGGGUGUUGGAUGGACAGUCUAGUCGGGGUUCAAGGGCCCAUAAUGUAUCUGGGUCAGAAUCACAAGGGGUGUCAAGCUGAACGUACUCUCCUGGCAGUAUGACUGUGCGUUGCGGGUUGCGUAGGAGAAAGGACUGGGUGCGUCGCACAGCUGGUUGAGUAGUGUGUUUGGAAGCAGUACCAUAGUGGAUUACGUCAGACCCGCCGAUUACAAUUUGGCGCCUGGCAGGACGGAUGCCGAUGUCGUUUCGGGCCAGGAAGGGGUUUCCCGCUAAAAUGUCAACAUCGAGUUGGCGAACAACUAGGGCGUCUAGUUCAAAUGCUUGCUGUCCACGAGUGAGAGUGCAAUGCACUUCACCCACCACAUCCAUAGGGGUAACUCCAUCGGCUUGGCGGGCCAUCUGAGAAGCUGGGGUAACAGGUAGGCCAUAUAACUGAGCGGCCGAGGCACGAACCAUGUUAGACGUGGCGCCAGUAUCAAGGGUGAGCUGCACGGGGUGCUCGUGGUAAAAGGUGUUGAGAACAGGUGAUUGAAUGAUGCUGACACGGAGUGCAGUAGGUGCAGUAGGUACAUCACUGUGCUCAGGCGGGAGGGCAUGAUCGCAACACUCGUCAUAGGGGCCACAGUCGCCGGUCGCAAACUCAUCAGGAUCGUCGUUUAUAAGACGUGAGCGGGCCAAUGGUCGCCUGUCACGAUCAGGCAGGUAACGGCACUCCAUUAGAUCAUGGGUGUUGUGAGGGCGUCCAGCGGUUUUGCAGAGAAUACAAGAUACAAAUGGACGGCGGCGUGGUUGGCCCUGUCCGCCAUUAGAGGUGCGUCUGGGGUUGACAUUGCUAAUACGCAUGGCUUUGGUGUCCUCUAUGGAGCGUAGUUCAUCAAGGAGGGAACUAAGAGCUUGUGAGAUCUCUGGCUUGAGUGAGGCAAGGGUCUUGUUACGCAACUCAGAACCAUACUUCUGCUUUACCAGCAAUGGUAGGCCAGGGUGGAUCAGCUGCAGCCACAGAACUACUAUAGUGUUCUCAAGCGAUGGGGAAAGAUCUUCAUCUGCGGUCACCUGCUCACCGUGGUGGGUUAAGCCACCAUUAACUGCAAGGAGGUUGUCUUCGAAGAAGGCCAUGAGGCGUUGGAAUAAGUCCUCUGGUCGCUCAGCAGUUUGAAGGCUGAUGCUUGCAAGGUCGAGGAAAUGGGCUCCGGAGGACUGGAACCCAAAAUGCUGGCGAAUUUUCUGCCAAAUGUCAUUCAGAGAGGAAGAGUGCUUUACUAUGGAGUUCCUGGAGAUCACGGGGCAAAAAUUGGCAAUCUGUCCGAGCAGAAGAUCCAGGUGGGCAUUUUUCUGAGCGGCAGUAAGUCGUUGUGCCUCAGGUACAGACGUGCCAUCAUUCGUAAAAGGCCUCUUCGAGGGUUGGCGGCGGUUUGUUUUGCCAUGUGGCCUCUAAAAAUGGGACAAAGUUCUUGUCCAGGGAUAAGAUGUAGACUAAGUUUUGCCUCCAACUUUCGUACGAGGUGAUGGUCUCGUUUUUCGUAAGCUGCCAUUGUUUAGGCGCCCUGGGAGCGGCGGCCAUGUUGGUUUUCCUACACGAGCGGUUACGGCGAAUUCACGUUGAUUUGUUGAUCUUCGCACUUCGGGAAAAUAAGGGUCACAGGUUCCAGACGACCACACUUGUGUUAGGGUCCACCGUACGUGGGUAAAAGCCGCUGCCACCACGCCGAUAAGGAACAAACUGUGUCUUAACGAAGGUUUAUUGAAGACCGAACGAGAACCGCAUGGUAUUACAAAGAUGAGCCACGGGCGCAUGCGCGCGCUAGAUACCGCUGAAAGUAACGCAAUAACAACGUAGUGGCGCUUGGGCCACCUGUGGUUAUUCUAAGGGCAUCUCUUACUUUAAACAAGACAGCAGAUUUUAUUCCAUGUAAUUUUCUGAUCAACUCUCUACUAUAAUAUAUAAUGAGCCUUAAUUACCAUUAUUUUAGAAGUGUGUUAUUUUACAAACCACAAGGAACUCUCAGAUGCAAAUACAAAGUCAACAAAUAAUCAACUGACCCAUGUUGGUGGAUUCUGUAGUUUAAAGGGUUCAUUUAAAAUUUUAGGUAUUUAAUCAGCUGGUUUAUUGUGUGGAACCACUUUUUCAUGAGCAGGUGUCUUAAAAGUUUUCUAAUUUUCCACAUGUCCCUGACAACACCACCUUUAACCUACUCACUUCAGGCCUCUCACCAUCUUGUCGAAAAGUUUAUGCUGGCAGUAACAAAACAAAUAAUGUGUAUUUACCUAUUUAUGGUUCUUCAUCUUUCCAAAGGUGUCCUAACUGUAAAAGCUUAAAAGAAGAGCAACCUCAAUGUCCUUUGAGUGUCAGCAGUGUGGCAAGUGUUUUAACAAUGCAGGACACUUUAGAGCUCAUAAAAGACUCCACACUGGGGAAAAGCCUUAUGAAUGUAAACGGUGUGGUAAGUGUUUUAGCGAAGCAGGAAACCUAAGGACUCAUGAAAGAGUUCACACUGGGGAAAAGCCUUAUGAAUGUAAACAGUGUGGCAAGUGUUUUGGUCAAGCAGGAAACCUAAGGAAACAUGAAAGAGUUCACACUGGGGAAAAGCCAUAUGAAUGUAAACAGUGUGGCAAGUGUUUUAGUGUAGCAGGAAGCCUAAAGACUCAUGAAAGAGUUCACACUGGGGAAAAGCCAUAUGAAUGUAAACAGUGUGGCAAGUGCUUUAGCGAAGCAGGAAACUUAAGGAUACAUGAAAGAGUUCACACUGGGGAAAAGCCUUUUGAAUGUAAACAGUGUGGUAAGUGUUUUAGUGUAGCAGGACACCUAACGACUCAUGAAAGAGUUCACACUGGGGAAAAGCCUUACGAAUGUAAACAGUGUGGCAAGUGUUUUAGUGUUGCAGUAAACCUAAAGACUCAUGGAAGAGUUCACACUGGGGAAAAGCCAUAUGAAUGUAAACAGUGUGGCAAGUGUUUUAGUGAAACAGGAAGCCUAAGGAGACAUGAAAGAGUUCACACCGGGGACAAACCUUACGAAUGUAACCAGUGUGGCAAAUGUUUUAGUGAAGCAGGAAGCCUAAGGACUCACAAAAGAGUUCACACUGGUGAAAAGCCUUACGAAUGUAAACAGUGUGGCAAGUAUUUUAACCAAGCAGGAAACCUCAGGAGUCAUGAAAGAUUCCACACUCAGGAAAGGUCACUUAAAUUUUCCCAGAAAAACAAACGUCUGUCCUAUCGUUUGGAAUCCUGUAAACGGAAGAGAGCAGGAAGUGAAAACGUUGAUGUCAGGGCCACAGGCUUUACAGAGAACCAGCAGACACAGAGAGACACCGGAAACACUGGUGUGACAGAUGCACGAUCGGUCAUUAUUGAGAAACACAGCUGUUGGAUUUGUCAAGAGGAGAUGAGUAGUGAGGCUCUUCUUCUUCAACAUUAUGAAAAUCAUAUGACCCAUGUUUGUGACGAUUAUUCUUGAAGUUAAAAAAACGUUUUGGUCCUUUUAAGUUCUUCUCUUUUGUUAGUUUUUUUUUCGUGCUUUGGCAACAUUUUUAAUUUUUGCAACUCUUUAAGUUUCAAUUGGUUUUUUUAGAGCAUCUUGCUUUUAUACUUGUGGUUCAUUUGAUGUGCAUGAUUGUCAAGUUGGAAUAAACGAUGAAGGGACAACUUCUGCAUUAAUUCUUCCAUAAAGGAAAAACUCGAUUUAAAUCAAAGUCUUAGUGCCUCUUAGUUUAGUCUGCUACAGAGCCGUUUUUAGUGUCGUCACGCAACGCUCCUUCCCACAAACGGUUUGUGGGAGGAGCGUUGCGUGACGACACUAAAACCGGCUGUGGAGCAGACUACUCAUAAUUUUAAUGCGCCUAUCAAUGUAAAUCCCGUCGGGGGGAGUGCGGGGAAGGGGAGGGGAUUUGAUGCCUGGGACUAUCCCCGCUGUCGGGCUUUUGAUCGUGCGAAGGGACCCCGGGGUCGGGACAUUUGACUUUGACCGACAGAAGCCUGGUAUCAAUUCAGAAGCAGUUACCAAGUCCGUCCCUCGAGGCUUCCUGAAAGUCACGUUGUUGGAGAAAGGUAUGAAGUUUUCAUUUGUUUUAAUCGCCAUAAUCCGAUAGUUUAAACUGUCAUCUAAACAGAUAAUGUCUAUUUUGAGGAAGUUUUUAUCUUCAAGUUCCCAUCUGAUUGUAAAACUCGAUUGAAAUCGAAUUCCACCAUGAAAGUCAGAGGAUUUUUGAUGGGUCACUGAUCCGACCUGUUCCGACAUGUUGAGCAGAUGUUAUAAAGCAUUUUACGUUUUAUUAAUAUUAUAUAGCAUGGUCAAUCUUCCUGGAGUGAUUUUGUUGUUCAAGAUAAGAGAUGCUAGUGGAGAGAGAAAAUACUUAAUUACAGCGAGUAAUUUAAUGGCGCUUCCGUUAACCGUAAAUAAAAGUAGUAACAACGUGUUUGAAAUGUUCUCUUAUUCGUUUUAUAUAGUAUUAUAGCAUUGUUUGUUUAGAUUUUUUCCCCUGGGGUGGGGGCUUUUUUGACACUUUUGAUUGACCUUUCGUUUCCCACCCUGGGGAAUUUGAUCGAAAAAUUUUAAAAUUUGUCAAAUCCCCACCCCUUGCCCGCACCCCCACGGGGUUUACAUUGAUAGGUGCAUAAGCUUUACAUUUGAACGUGACCACUUAUAGAAGACUAUAACUUCUCAUUAUAUGAAUGGAAAGAAACGUUUUCUUUACAAUGUAAAAAAGGCUUCCUUACUUUCAUCCAGAAAUUCCAUACUGAUGACGUAAAAUCUGUCCGGUAUCCAGUCAGAAGCGCUGAUCGGUCGACGGAGUAAUUACAUUGUUUAAGGUAUUGUUUACAAAUGACAGACAAAAGACAAAAGGCCACAAAGGUCAAAUGUAAACGCGAAGAAUCCCUAACAAAAUAGUCAAUAUUUGUGAAAUAUAGUCUUCUCUAGAAGAAGAAUUUGAGUUUUGCUGGAGCUCGUUGACAGAUAAGCACAACACUUUACCAAAAUCGACCAGAAGACACGUAAAAUUAGACAAAUUUGUAUUUGGAACUUCAUGACUACCGGUUUAUUAUGUAAACAUCAAUUUGUGUCUUCAGUAUGGAAUUUCUGUCGCUGAGUUGCAGACGUUCCUCUGCGCGAAACGUCCCCAGCGGCGAAGAGCGAGGAGAAACGGAUGUUUUGGCAGGCUAUGAAAGACAUCGAAUUACAAAGAUGGUUAAGUGACGUAAACAAUGACGUAAGAAAAGACGCCAACCAAAAGAACAAACUAAGAACCUUCCGAAAAUGUAAAACAGUAGAAAAUUGUAAAUGUGAAGAUUAUCUCCGUCAGGUCACCAACUUUCGACACCGGAUAACCCUAACUAAACUCCGUCUAAGUAAUCACAAAUUGGCGAUAGAGACAGGUCGGUAUGUAAGACCUUAUAAGAAACCGGAAGAGAGGAUCUGUCCUAUCUGUAAAAAAGACGUAGAAGAUGAAAUACACUUUUUAACUCUGUGAGCCGCGUAUCAAGAAAAAAGAAGUACUUUCUUUGAAUACUUAAACAAAGAAUACAGAAUAUCAGUAAACAGAAUGGCACCAGAUGAUGUUUUUUUGUUGUUAAUAAACCCUCCGAGCAAGAACAAACCAGUCCUAAAGUUAAUUGCAAAAUACGUAUUCGACUGCUAUGAGAAAAGAAGAUCAUUAGUUCUUUAGGUUAACAUUGACUAUAGUUCCACUAGUGUGUAAUUUGUGUUAUGAUUUUAAAUUAUUUGGAUAAAGUCGAUGUACAUAGGACUGUGUAAGACUCCAAAUAAAGCAUUGUCUUGUCUUGUUUAAAGCCCAGUGGGGGACGGGGAGGGGGAUACUCCGGAGUUCAAGUGACAGAGAUGAUCAAAUGGGGGAAAAAAUCAAAACCCCCCAAAAUCCCUAGGGCCUUAAACAAAACCCAAAGAACUUCCUGGACCAAAAUUUAACCAGCAAAAAAAUCCCGUGCUGAGCCAUAAAAAUUUUUUUAGGGAGCGUUAAAUGAUACAACUAUCAUGAAUCUUCCGAUUGUUUUGAAUACCCAAAACAAUCCCUACUUAAAUCAAGCUGCCCAAUAAAUACUUGCUAAAGUUUGCAACCCAAACAAAUCCCGAAAUCGAACAUUUAAAACCGAAACAAAUCCUUUGAUCAUCCCUGUCACUUGAAAUCCGUAUCCCCGCCCCCUGCUGGGGUUUAGAGCGCGCUUCUCAGCACUUGAGAAUUUGUAAUUGUCUUCUGAAUGUUCUUGAAUCAAAUUCCAGAUAGUUUUAAGUUGACAAGUGGCAAAGUGGCAACAGCAUGAACUUCACUAGUUAAAGAGCAACGUUUCUUUCCACUUCUCCACCGUGAAGAGAAGACGCUGAAUUUAGGGGAAAGUGUUGCAAUUGAGAAGUAGAUCAGAGCAGCAGGCAGCUACUGUAUGGAUCAAUCCAGUUAUUUCAAAUGUUUGUUCCUGCUAGCACGAAAAUUCAAACAGUCUGGAUUUUUUUGGACGCGAACUGUCCGGAUAUUAGGGUGUGAUAGCCAAGAUAAGACAAUUUUGAAAUCGUUUUGAAAUUUUGAUUUUAACACAAUUACUUUUGAAAAUGAGCCAUAGUUUACGUUAGGUUUAUAGAAAAAAAGCUUUGGUUUACGAUGUUUAUCACCGCCUCUCGCCGCCUGGUAUGAUGACCUAAGAAGAUUAUAGCAAAACAAGUUUUACCAGUUUUCUCUGAUUCUCUGCAUUUUGUAAAAUAAAAUUAAAAUAAUUUUUAACCAAUAGUUUCUGUUAGUACCUGUUAAGUCUAAACACAAAUAUACUGAGCAUCGGCGUACGGGAAAAAUUUGGUUGCGGGGGCUGAACAUAAUUUGCCCGAAUGAAACUUGUUGGUCACAUAUGCACAAGAUGAUUUUUUCGUGACGUCAAGUUUUCUUCGCCGUGCCGUGAGAGUACGGGCGUUCAAAAUAGUGCAAAUAUUUCGGUAAAUCGAGAUGAACAUUUCUAAAAUACAAAACCAUGAAGUGAGAGAUAAAACGUACCAAUUUGAACUCUAAAAGAAGUAUGAAGAACGAUUACUUCGACACCCAAAUGUGUCAAUAAUCCUUUGCAUGUCACUCUGCAUUGUCUUGUUUGCAUACUGUCUUUCAAUGUUAAUAACGGCGAUACUGCGAAGUUGGUCUUGUCCCAUUGUGGAUCUUAAAAAUGUCUUGAUGCGGCGAAGGGCGCUGAAAGACCUUUCAGCAGAGCACGAGGUUGCAGGAAUUGUGGCCAGGAUGGAGAUAACUUUAUAUAGAACAGGUAAAAUGUAAUGGAGACCAUUUUGAUGCAUGGUCUUUACCAUCACGGCUGCGUUUUUUCUCUGGCAUGGGCCCCCGCAGUCGUAGUUUUCAAAGAUUGACUUCUCACUUGAUAGCAUUUCACUAUCCACGCCAUAGAAAUUUCAUGCAGUUUGGAUGUUGUUGAUGCUUGGAGAACGGCUGAAUACGAUUUCACCCAAUGCGCACAAAACCUCCAGGUCAUUGCCCUCAAGCCUUGAUUGAAGUUCACUGACGACUUUGUCAAUACAUGUGUAAUAAACUGUGAUACGAAAGUGGUCUUUUGCCGUCUGUUGUGAGCUGUCGUUCGCUGCAGCAGGUGUCUCACCUUACUGUGUCUUUGCCCGAACGGUACAUCAGUUUUGCCCGAAUAAUACUAUUUUUUUCCCGACAGGGGGCGCUGCAGCCCCCCCCCAGCCCCCCCAGCCCCCCCGCCCCGUACGCUGAUGAUACUGAGGGACUUAUGAGUCAAUUCACAAUUUAGCCACGGAAAGAAAAUUAAAAUGUACAGAUUGGACAUAGGAUAUUAAAAACCUGAAUGUGAUCAUACCCGCUGGAAAAAUGGCUAAUUCAAGAAAAUCAGUUAGCUUAAAAAGAUACAAAAAUCCAUUGAGAUAAAAAAAGCUCUAGAAAUACCAGCUAAAAUUUUUUAACAAUAUAUCCAUCUUCCGAACGUCAAGAGUUUGUCAAGCCAAGCUCGUUAAAGAACUGUUCAGAUUUAGUUUCUCUUACAUACCCUGGAUACUACUUCGUGCGCCUCGUUUUUUUUAAUUCUAGCCUAUGUAAGCUGGAUUUGUCUGCAUACAGUAUCAAACUGAAGUUACUGGAGUCGAACUCUGAAUCCGUCUAUGGCCCGCGUGGCAGGCGCUUGAAAGGGAAGGGAAAGUGAGUGUUUUGGGGCGGUCCCCUCGCGUUUGUUUCGCGCUCAAAACCCCCUUUCAGUUCCCUUUCAAACGCCUGCCACGAACCUAAUCGAACUCACUCAAAGUUCGAUUUAAUUACUUUUUUUUCUGUGAGAGUUCGAUUUUUUUCGAUCACCGAACUUAAUCGAACAUUAUCGGUCGAUUAAGUUCGAUUAAAAAAACGUUCGCGGAUUUACUUCAAGUGGUUACGCCGGGAUUGGUAGAGGAAAAGUUUGAAAGCAGAUUUCAUCAUCCUCUGACUUGUAGCAACCAGCUUAACAUAACUUUUAGUACAACUGACAAUCAGUCCAUUGUCACUGAGAACCGUAUUUAUAAAAUAAUGGAAUUCUCUUUGAAGGACAAGAAACGCGGGAAAACACCAGAAGUCAAAGUUCAAUCACAGAGUCAGCUCUGGCUGCGUUUUGUUGUAUUUUGUUAGUAACCGGGGACCGUUUUUCAUUGAUCUGAUCAAAGUCCGUGGUUUUCACUUCACCCCGGUGUUCCACACCCACCUUUCGCUUGGCCUUGCUCGCUUGAAAAACUCGAAAAAAUAACUCAUGGGGCUGCAGCCUACAGGAAUAUGGCCAACGAAAACAGCUCUCACUACACCAAACACGUUUCUUGUUGUCUAUCCCUAACCUUCCAUCAGAAAAACGAUUUGCACAUAGAAGGAAGAGAGGCUACAUAAAAGUAAAUGCGCUAAAAGUACAGCAAUUGAAUUCCUUGAAACUACCAAACAAACAAACAAGUAAAAAAAACAACCUUAGCUCACGUUCUUCUCCUAACCAUCCGGCUCACAAUCUCCGACAAUCUCCAACAACCUCCGACGAUCUCCGACAAUCAUCCUCGAAGGACCCUCGGCGGACCGCCGGCGUGUUUUUGUACUCUCCCCAGGUUUCUCUCACAAUUCAAAAUCAAGAUGGCGGCGGAUGUGUGAAUCUGUGAAUCCUCCAGACAGGCCAUUUCUUGGUUGCAUUUUCCCUCGUGUAAUUUGAUCAAGGCGGAAAUAUCUUGUUACUUAAGGUAAGACAAGCUUUCAGUACAUUAAGAAUACGUUAGUCACACAGGUUACACAGGACAUUGCCGUCCUCUUGCGAAAUCUUUCAGUGACACUGCAAUGGUUUUUGAAGGUGAUAUAGAUCAUGAUCGCAUCGAUCACUUGAUAUAAAAUGCACUCGGUAUUUAGUCAAGCAUAUAAUUCCGAUUGUAGCGUAACUGGGCCGAUAAACCAAUUUAUUUCUGAUCAUUUUACACGCCCUGCUGUAAGCUUCGGAAGUUGAUCUAAAAUGUGCGAACAUAGAAGUGUCCUUUACUGCACUUUGACUGAAAAUAAAAUAAUGUUCUAUGGAGUAACUGUUCGUUCUGCUAAGGGCAUCUCUUACUUUAUACAAAACAGCAGAUUUUAUCCCGUGUUAUUUUCUGAUCAACUCUCCACUGUAAUAUAUAUCUCUUAGUAGCGUAUGCAACAUCACUCCUUCCAGCGUGAGUGAUUUUUAUCUCAUCUCACAACAAAUCAAGUGACUUCGCUUCAGGUGUAGGAAACUACAAUCGCCAACAAAAUUAUUGAGGCAUUUUACUCAACUAGGGUAAUAAGUACAGAGAAGAAAAGAAUCUACCUCCCUCCCCACUCGCCUUCAUUCAAAGUUGCAGUUUUUGUUGCUUUAACUGUAGGUAGCUCGAACAGCGGCACAACAUUGCAUGGAGGGGAUGGGGGAGGGAAAGCUUUAUUUCCCAUUUAGAAGUCAGUAAAGCAUAGGCUUUAGGGUAAGGUGUCUCAACUACGUUGUAAUUUUGUCACCAAUGGUAGCUGUAGAUUGUAGCAAAACACACUUACCUCCACUUAAGGAAAGGAUAAGAAAAAUAGAGCAGUUUAUUGAAUGUUGAUUAAUUAUGCAAAAAUCGUAAUUGAAUAUGAUUUAUGGGCAAAUGUUCCUUUUUUUCACUCUAAUGAAUGGAUCUUUGCGCUAUUGAUUGCCGUUUCAUGCAAUUAAAUACAUAUUUUCUCGUAAUAAACAGCAAAAGGUGUAAUUCUCAUAAACUUUUCUUUUGAUGAUGCAUGGAUAUCGUUAGGAGAAAAUUAAUGUUGGUCACUAUUGGGACUUAAAGCGAAAUUUGUUGUAUCCCGCUGUGCAUUUUGCAUAUUUUGGGUUUUUGUGUUCCCUCAAUCAUCUUAGCGGACCUCUUAGGAAAUUUAUAUUUACUUGCACGAGUUCAAAAGGUCAUGGUUUGUCAUUUGUGAUUAGUGGAUCUCGAUCUGUUUUGUUUGUUUCCUAUUACAAGGCCUGUUGCUUUGUGAUCAUCCUGUUUUGGGCAAUAAUCGACUAGUUAAGUUUGCUUCGCAAAUUUUUAUGAUCUUUCUCAAUCUUGUCACUUGCAAGAAUAAAGCAAUAUCUGUGUCCUUCCUUCUACAAAAAAUCCACUCACCAUCGCGAUUUCCUUCACUAUUCUUGAGCAGUCGGAGUCAUUCUCAGCCAAGCUGGGCGAACACAUUACAGUGUGAUUUGCUUUAACCUCGCCUCACUAAAAUGCAUGAUUGACGGAACAGAGAAACCCAAAAUCCGUUCUAAGUUUGCAAAAUGUGCAGUGCAAUACAACAAAUUACCCUGUAAAGGGUUAACAAAGUGUCUAUGUCUAUGUCUAUGUCUAAAUGAUCUUGAAUAACCGCCAUGAAGAUUUUCAAAAACUGAUAUGUUUUUGCAAGCCUUUCAAGAGUUUCCACAAAACAUACAGCAAAAAAUAGGGAGGCGUAGAUAACGCUGAAUAAAUGAUAAAAGAAACCUCUAAUUGUACCAUUUGUGUUCGUAGCAAGAUAGAAAACACUACAAACUUGCAAAAUUAAAAAUAGCAUACUUUUUGUCAUGUGUAAUUUGAAAUCUCUUUCUUUUCCAUGCAUCACGACUUUGUAUCAUUUUACUAUAUGCAAUAGUGACCUAACAUUUCUAAUGCUGGGGAAAAGGUCUUGAUUUUAUUAUUGACAGUUUUUCUAAGGCUAUGAAAUUCAUUUGACUCCAUUUUGAGACAAGCAACUUGAACUACAGUCUGCAGCAAGACAAGUGCUUGUUUGUUUACGUUUUAUUGGUGGAAAUAUUUUUUUCCUAUGGCUCAUGACCAAACAUUUUCUGUUUUUGCUUCAAAAGUGCAGAAUGAGAGGGGAAUUUUGUUGUUAAUUUAACAGAAGUUAUCCUGAGAAUUAUGAUUUUCAUGCACCCGUUCAGGCUUUUUGUUUCAAAUUUUGGAUGUCCAUAAGUAAAUUGUAGGAGCCUCUGGUGACCAGGCCCCCAUUAGGCAGUAGCCUUGACACUGCCUAGUGCAAAGCAUGUAAACACAUACCUUGACAAGUAUAAAAACAGUUUUGAUAGUUCAAAAGUUAGACUUCAUACAAAAAUACUGAGUCAAUUUUCCAAACUUUAAGAUAAACCUUUCGUUGUUCCUUUUUUUUAACUUUGCAUAUGCAACUGUACAUGCAAGUGCUCUUGGCUUUACCAUUUGUUGUUUUUGCGAAUGGUUGUUUUUAUUUUUCUUGAGAAAUAGCCUGCAGUGCAGGCGUUUUCUUUGAACGCCCAAUUUGCUCGUGAAAGCGCCACGUUGAAACUUCCCAAGGAGAGGAGGAGAUGGGGCGAGUCAAAGGGAGCAGGGAGGGGGUGGCGCAUCCUCGGAGACCCAGGGGCAGAUAAAGGGGGCGAAGGAAAUUCUAAACGGGCGGAAAAAUAUAUAUGGAACAAUGAAAAGUAAAGAACGGCGAGAAGAGCCCCUGGGGAAAAUGUCUUACCAGACCAGUUCCAAAUGGUCGCUGCUUUUCUGGCUUCUGAUUGGUGCCAGAAAACCAAUCAGAAGCCAGAAGCCACCUACAGACUAAGAACAAGGGUGGCCACUGGACUCUUACCAAGAGUAAGAGAAUUAGCCAAUUCCUAGAAUAAACCCUGUUACUCUUUAGCCCAAAUAAAUGAGUGAUAGGUGCUAUAACCCCUUAAGCUUCAAGAUCAAGAUGGAAAUCCUCCACACUGGCCUCCAUACAGUUCUUGAAAAAUUGGUUGAGAGAAUUUGUUUAAAGAUCAAAGCAUAUUUCGUUUAAGUGAUCAUUUUAUUAAUUCUCAUAACCUUUCUACUUGAUUAUAUAGUGAUGUUGUUUAAGGAAAAUUGAUGUUGAUCACUCCUGGGACUUAAAGGGAUAAGUAAAUCCCGACUGUAACACUUCAUGUGGACUGAUCUUGUAUGGAAGUUGCGAUUUAUUUUUGAUCUUCCAAUUUCAUGUGCUUGAGUGUUUCCACUUUCCAUUCUAGUGUUAUUACGAAGAAUCAAUUAUUGAUACCAUUUUCUGGCUGUUGUUAGGUUGUUUGUUUGUUCCUGGUCCAAAACAGGAAGUAGGAAACCAUUACUUUAGUCUGUUCCUUCCCCUUCCUUUUUCGUGUUUAUUGUUGCAUUUCACAGCAAAUUAAAUAACCCUGCUCCCUCUCAAAUAAUCCUCCCUCUCUGUUAAGCUCCCCCCAUCAAACAUGCUUGAAAUGAAAAGGCCCCCAGGGAGUUUAAUAGCGGAUUUAUAGUACAGGCUUUAAUACAGGUUUCACUAUAUUGUCAGUAUGAAUGCUGUAUGAUGAACCAUACUUACCAUUAUUUUUAAAGUGUGUUAUUUUACAAACCACUAGGAACUCUCAGAUCCAAAUACAAAGUCAACAAAUAAUCAACUGACCCAUGUUGAUGGAUUCUCCAGUUUGAAGGGUUCAUGUAAAAUUUUAGGUAUCUAAUCAGCUGGUUUAUUGUGUGGAACCACUUUUUCAUGAGCAGGUGUCUUAAAAGUUUUCCAAUUUUCCACGUGUCCUUGACAACACCACCUUUAACCUACUCACUUCAGGCCUCUCACCAUCUUGUCGAAAAGUUUAUGCUGGCAGUAACAAAGCAAAUAAUGUGUAUUUAACUAUUUAUGGUUCUUCAUCUUUCCAAAGGUAUCCUAACUAUAAAACCUUUACAUCAGAGCAACCUCAAUGUCCUUUGAGUGUCAGCAGUGUGGCAAGUGUUUUAACAAUGCAGGACACUUUAGGGCUCAUAAAAGAUUCCACACUGGGGAAAAGCCUCAUGAAUGUAAACAGUGUGGCAAGUGUUUUAGCCGAUCAGGAGACCUGAGGAUUCAUGAAAGAGUUCACACUGGGGAAAAGCCUUAUGAAUGUAAACAGUGUGGCAAGUGUUUUGGCGAAGCAGGGAACCUAAGGACACAUGCAAUAGUGCACACUGGGGAAAAGCCUUAUGAAUGUAAACAGUGUGGCAAGCGUUUUAACCGAGCAGGAAACCUAAGGAAUCAUGAAAGACUUCACACUGGGGAAAAGCCUUAUGAAUGUAAAGAGUGUGGCAAGUGUUUUAGUGAAUCAGGAAAGCUAAGGAUACAUGAAAGAGUUCACACUGGGGAAAAGCCUUUUGAAUGUAAACAGUGUGGCAAGUGUUUUAGUGAAGCAGGACACCUAACGACUCAUGAAAGAGUUCACACUGGAGAAAAGCCUUACGAAUGUAAACAGUGUGGCAAGUGCUUUAUUGUAGCAGGAAAGCUAAGGAGGCAUGAAAGAGUUCACACUGGGGAAAAGCCUUAUGAAUGUAAACAGUGUGGCAAGUGUUUUAGUGAAUCAGGAAAGCUAAGGAUACAUGAAAGAGUUCACACUGGGGAAAAGCCUUUUGAAUGUAAACAGUGUGGCAAGUGUUUUAGUGUAGCAGGACACCUAACGACUCAUGAAAGAGUUCACACUGGAGAAAAGCCUUACGAAUGUAAACAGUGUGGCAAGUGCUUUAUUGUAGCAGGAAACCUAAGGAGGCAUGAAAGAUUUCACACUGGGGAAAAGCGUUUUGAAUGUAAACAGUGUGGCAAGUGUUUUAGUGUAGCAGGAAGCCUAAAGACUCAUGAAAGAGUUCACACUGGGGAAAAGCCAUAUGAAUGUAAACAGUGUGGCAAGUGCUUUAGCGAAGCAGGAAACUUAAGUAUACAUGAAAGAGUUCACACUGGGGAAAAGCCUUAUGAAUGUAAACAGUGUGGCAAGUGUUUUAGUGUAGCAGGAAGCCUAAGGAGACAUGAAAGAGUUCACACUGGGGAAAAGCCUUAUGAAUGUAAACAGUGUGGCAAGUGUUUUAGUGUAGCAGGAAGCCUAAGGAGACAUGAAAUAGUUCACACUGGGGAAAAGCGUUUUGAAUGUAAACAGUGUGGCAAGUGUUUUAGCGAAGCAGGAAGCCUAAGGACUCACGAAAGAGUUCACACUGGUGAAAAGCCUUACGAAUGUAAACAGUGUGGCAAGUGUUUUAACCAAGCAGGAAACCUGAGGAGUCAUGAAAGAUUCCACACUCAGGAAAGAUCACUUAAAUUUUCCCAGAAAAACAAACGUCUUUCCAAGCGUUUCGAAUCCUGUAAACGGAAGACAGCAGGAAGUGAAAACAUUGAUGUCAGGGCCACAGGCUUUACAGAGAACCAGCAGACACAGAGAGAAACCGGAAACACUGGUGUAACAGAUGCACGAUCGGUCAUUAUUGAGAAACACAGCUGUUGGAUUUGUCAAGAGGAGAUGAGUAGUGAGGCUCUUCUUCUACAACAUUAUGAAAAUCAUAUGACCCAUGUUUGUGACGAUUAUUCUUGA
Molecule: messenger RNA, 25502 nt
Organism: Porites lobata
Lineage: Eukaryota; Metazoa; Cnidaria; Anthozoa; Scleractinia; Poritidae
Source: the annotation of a GenBank genome assembly